CGUUGAUAGUCCAGAAGGCAGCUAAAUUGGGAGCAGUUGCUAUUUUCAGCACCAAAGCUGUGAACAGCGUCAGGGGGAGCAUGGAAGGGAGUCCUAGCCGAGGCUGGGUUGUUGCAAGAGGCUGUCGACCAGCUCGAAAUAGGAGCGGAGAGAUGUAGUGGUUGUGACAUCCUCCUGGCAGCAAAGCCAUCGAGACCCGGCUCCCUGCAUCGCUGGACUUGGCGACCAGCCGAUCUCCCUGCUGUGUGCGUGGAUGCAGCGGCCGGGGGAAGAGGGCAAACAUGCGGCACGUGAAUCUUUCUCUCCAUAGGAAAAAGCGUAACAUCCUCCCUGGAGGCGGCUCCCCAAAGCAAGGCACUCUACGCAAGCUCCGAUCAAGACCACUUGAGGCUCCAGAAGAUCCGUGCAGCCGGCACCAAGAAUACCCUCCUCCCAGGGAGCCUAAGACCUCAAGGAUGCCUCAGCUCCGUCUAAGUUUCUCACGGUUGUGAUGUCCCGGUGGAGUUCACCCAUCACGGAGGACCUUCCAUCUUUCUGGGUCUUGUGAAUCGCCUUUCGUCUAAGCUUCCCUGAACCCUUUCCCCCCUUCCCUCUGAGGUUUUCCUAAAGAUUAAAUGGAAAAAGAAAACUGUCUAAGGACGCAGAGCUUCUCUUGCGCUCGUCAUAGUGCUAUUCAAGUCCAGGCUUUCGGAGCAGCAAUCGACCAUCUAGUGGGCACCAUGUUUGUUCAGUGAAAUCCAAGGCCCCACCUGAGAUACUAACAUGUUCAGUGACAAGAACAGCACUCCUUUGUCCCAGAAGCCAAGCAAGAAGAAAACAAGGCCACAGGGUCUCCCUUCCCCAGCUCUUUGCUGCGCCUGUGGACUGUGCAUCAUGCUCGCAGGCAUUAACAUCACCCUGGUGGGAGCGUUUGCUUUUGGGACAUUCUUGCCUGUCAACAACCCUCCCAUUGUCAUCGGUCCCAUCCUUUUGGUUGUGGCAUUCACUUUCUUUGGGGCGUGCUGCAUCUGCAGCCGGAGACCUCCUGCUCACGGUGCAAGGAAAUCCAAACCGGGGGCCAAUAUGGGGCUCAUCAAACCUGGGAGCACAGCUUUUGAAAUUGAAACCAGCGAGCACACAGUUCAAGACACCACGGCUGUGCAACUGAGCCCAACCAACUCCCCCAUGUCCUCCAAAAGGUCUACCCCUGUUCACGAGAAUUCAAAGACCUGCAAACUUUUUACAAUGGAUAGCAAUGGGCCGGCGGCCAAAUACAUAGCAGGUGGAGAAUCCAUACAACUGAAUUUGCCCAGAGACAUGGGCAUGUCAUAAAGCCAAACUGGAGAAUAUUUAUGAGUAGCUGGGCAGCAGGCACUUCAGCAUGUGACCAGAUGGUUAGAUGAGCUUGCAGCACACCAAGCAUCUGGGAUCCAAUUUAGUGUUGGCCGACACGUGCAUCAGAAUAUGUUGAGAAAUUUAAGGGAAAGGCAUAAUAAAGUAGCAAUUACUUAGAAAUCAAUGCACAGCUGAAGUGGGAAGUGCCAGGCACUUGUGUGGAAGGACUGGAUUUUGAGCAAUGAAAUUAAAGUGAAAGAUGGCACAUACGAAUCAGCAGGGCACAGCUACUGAAAACAGCACAGCCUCUGGAUCUCAUUCAUUAUUUUAAUGGAUUUAUAAAUGAUAAUAUGGUGGUCAGAGUCUGAUGAUACAAGAACAGUGGGAAAUUUAUAGAUUAUGGUUAUUUUUUUAGAAGGAAUGUGGAUUGUAAUGAACAUUGAACAAGGAGAAGAAAAUUGGCACUCAGAUUUAAUGAGGUUGAUUUGUUUUCUUAUUCUGAGGUCAGUGCUUCUUGAGUGCAAUUUAAAAUCCAUCUGGCCUCUUGUUUUGCCCUGCCUUCACACUUUCCUCCUUUUCACUGCUUGCUGCAAAAGUCACUGGAAGUUCCACACAUAAAUAUCGCCUUGAUUGACCUCCCUCCAUCCUCUGGUUUUCAGAUUCAUGUUUCGGUUGUGCCACUGGCAGCAGGCUCGGCUGCGUUGGGUUGGGUUUCAGAUGGUUCUACAGAGGAUGUGCAGGGUAGCAAUGGGCAGAGUUGCAAGGUUACAGAGAAAACAGGAGGAGAAAUCAUGGAAAGACUUUAUAUAACAGGAAGUGGGACAAAACAACGUUUUAUAACUAGCUUGCGACCAGCAGGCUCAUCUGAACAUCCACCCAUUUGGGAGGAAAAUGGCUUGACCAAGAUUUGACCUCUGAAACAUGGAUAUGUAUAAUAAGGAGACAUGUGCAGAAAUAUAUGGUGACAAACAUUAGUGCACAUAAUGGAAAUUUUGAUCUCUUUACAUCUUAAGAAGAGUCUUAAAUUUGGGGAAAAUAAUCACUCAAAGCCCUUCUUAUGCAACUACUCUAUGAUAUUGAUUGUGAAUGAGAGAAUGAACAUGUUCUCCUCUGCUUGUAUCAAAAUACCAGACAACACAGUGAUUUCAGGGUUAGAUGAUCCCUUCCUGAGGUCAUUAGAAUUGACGAUGCUUCAGAGAAAUAUGUUGUGUGUUGGUUGUCCAAUCAAUGGCCUCAAUCUAACUCAGAAAGAUUAAUUUUUUUAACUUGCAGAUAUUAUUUGUCCCCUAAAAGAAAAGUGGCCUAUUUAGCUGAGACUUCCACAUUUUGCUUGGGAGCAUUUUUUUUACUGUAAUAAGAGGAGCGAUACAGACUAGGCUAUAGUAGGGAUGCUCAUGACAUUUCCCCCAUCUGAAUUUCUCACCAAAUGUUGGUGUUCCAAACUUCUUGCAGUGAUGCCGAUGUGUUUGUGAUUCUUCCGGUCUUGAUUUCUGGCCUUUUAAAAAAGACUAUUGGGCAUGUACAAAUUGCUGGUUCCCCAACCCCUUGUUUUCACCUUCUUAUGUUUUGCCCUUGCAUGUCAUCAGUCCACACUGAACAUUAAGGAAGAUAUUGGGCAACAAACCAUUAUAACCUGGGGUCAUGCCUUUCUUCUGUGUGCAGUGACUGAAGGAAGGGGAAUGCAAUGUGAAGGGAAAGUCAGAGGGGAGUAAGAAUUGCUGGGAGACAAUGAUGGUGAAAGAGACAGAUGCAGGAGGAAAUGGCAAGGGGUGGGGUGGCACCACAGGCCUGUAUUGGGAUGGAGCGGGGUUGGGGCAAGGCACCAGCGAGGUUGAGGCAGGUGCAACAGAAAGAGCACUGGAUUGGCUCCACCAGUGCAUCUGCGCCACCUGCCACCCUACAUCACUUUAUCCCAGUAUGUAGUAGUGAGAGUGCUGCUGGGAGACCAUGUUCACAGCACCACCCCUUCUCUACCAACCACUCUAACAAAGAAGAGAAUAAAUUAGUGCAGAAGAGCAGAAAAGAAGAUCUAAGGGAAUGCUCCUAUGCUCCCUAGAGUUGGUCUAUUUGACUCCCUCCAAUUUGGGUUCAGUGAAUAAAAUAAGGCACAUCCUCCACAUCUUCUGUUCUGUUUGGCAUGAGCCAAUGGUGCUGGCUCUGUUGUACAUCUGUCAGAAAGGUAGGCUUGCCCCACAGUAAUCUUAUGUGGUUUUUUUCAGAAGUCCCACUAAGUUCAGUAGGUUGUAUCUGACUUAUCCUCAUAGUAGACCCACCGAAAUCGAAGGAGAAGUUAGUCUGUCCAACUUAAGUCCAUUAAUUUUAAUGGGUCUGCAUAUCAAUGAUGUCAGUGAGUCUGUGUUCAAUGAGUAUGACUUAGGUGGAUACAACCCACAAGGUCUUACACCCUAGUAAAUAGGUUCAUUUUCUGCACUGUUGAUAGUUAUCAUUUAUUUGUUUACUGUGCAUAUUUGUGUUAUAAAAGGGAUAUUUCUCAAGGGUCCAUCAGUUGCUUGCCACCUCUUACCUCGAACUGAAAAGGUAUGUUUUACAACAGAAAGAAAUUCUGAGGCAAUCAUUCUGUCUCUCACCAGUAACCUGUUAAGGAAGGUGACAUGUAAACCAAAAAGUGCAGCAAAGUACAUAAGCACCAAUCUUCCUGAAACUGAUAGUGGAAGUUCCUCAAGAGAAGCUGAUACAGUAUGAUUGAAGUAAGUGGCUGAACCCACUCAUGGAACCAUGCCUGAAUGAAUGGGGUACACUGGCCCAUCUCUCAUACCAAGGGGGUUCACACAGGAACUCCUGCAACUUUGGGGACUACAGGGUUGUGUGUCUCAUAGUUGGGGAACAUGUGACCAGUGGGGUAGGCGGCUGCUGGCCUGCACCAGUCCCCCUCAUGUAUGCUUUUAAGGUGUGAGGGGGUUAAUCUGAACCUUCCAGAGAGAAGAGAGAUUUAGAAUCCAUUCACAUUUGGAAGAAUAUUCUUCAAAGACAACUUUCAUAGUCUAAGAUGCAGCCCUAACUAACAAGAUGCUCCCUACAAGUGUAUCCUGAGAAGUUGGAUGUAAUAAGAUCCAAGUGCUUAUUAUGCUAGUACUUAAUUGUUGUUGAGAUUUAACACUGUAAAUGCACCCUGAAAUUAGCACAAAUUGCAGCAAAGAAAAGAGCCAGAAAUAUGUGAUGAUGCAUUGUUUUAGUGGUAAGCCCAUGCAUGUUAAGGUUGACUACUAAAUGUUAGUAAUUUUCUUCAUUGUCACCUUGAUCUAAAUAUUUUCUUCAGUACAUCAUGGAGAAAAAUGAUAUUGCCCAUUUUAGGGAGGUCUACAUUUAAGGUCCUUAUCGUCAAUCUGUACAACAAGUUGCUUAACUCCAUUUUCUUCUAAUGGUGGAGAACUUUGAAGCAAUCCAAAAGCAAGUGGAUUUGUGUUAUUUUUCAAAUUCAUUUCUUGUCUUCAGAAACUGAAUGUUUUGGGGAGUGGGGGCAUUUUGCACAGUAAGCAAAAUGAAAAACAAAACAAAACAGCUGCCUGAAUUACUUUUAAAGAUGGGGUGUUGGGGUUGGGGUAGAAGGCACUUUUGUUCCCUUUAGAAACAUGUUGAAUUAUGUCAAUUUCAUUGUGUGAAAUGCUUGUGGCCAGUCCUGUACAGAAGCACAGUCUUUGGAGUUAACAUGUGGUCAUGCUUCUGGUGACAGUUUCCAUGUUUACAAAAGCAAGUGACUGUUUAGCACGUGUUCAGUGCUGCCCUUUGGACUUUCCAUGUGUUCAAUAAAAUAUAUUCAGAUAUUUCCUUAGUCUUCUGCAGACCUGAGCAACCUCAUGCUUAUCAAUCAAUGCAU
Podarcis muralis (Common wall lizard) is the source of this 5149-nucleotide messenger RNA. RefSeq names its product transmembrane protein 275 (gene TMEM275). Lineage: Eukaryota; Metazoa; Chordata; Lepidosauria; Squamata; Lacertidae. The record is from RefSeq and is a predicted model, not a curated record.